Vespa velutina is the source of this 3615-nucleotide messenger RNA. RefSeq names its product D-2-hydroxyglutarate dehydrogenase, mitochondrial (gene D2hgdh). Bases 1718 to 3319 code for a protein of 533 amino acids. The transcript has 8 exons. The record is from RefSeq and is a predicted model, not a curated record. Gene Ontology annotation, cellular component: mitochondrion. Lineage: Eukaryota; Metazoa; Arthropoda; Insecta; Hymenoptera; Vespidae. Gene Ontology annotation, molecular function: catalytic activity; FAD binding.
AGAGAGAGAGAGAGAGAGGAAGAAAGAAAAAAGAAAGUAAUACAGAGAGAGAGAGAGAAAGAAAGAGAAAGAGAGAAAGAGAACAGUAAUAUAAGAGAAAUUCUUUAAUUCGUUAUCAAAAUCAUAAGAAAAUAAAUAAUUAUUUGAACUAUUUAUAAAGUUAACCUCUACAUUGAAUAAUGAUUAAAUGAAUCGUUGAAAAAGAAAAAAAGAUACAUAUUCUACCAAUAAUUUUAUCACGAUUGCAUGAAUAUCGAAGCAUUAUUUAACCAAUCAAGAUCAACUAAUUAGUAAUGUAUGAUGUGUGAAUGUAGUGUGUAUAUACAUAUAUAUAUAUAUUGCAACACUAUAAAUCGCUCGUCAUUGAAUGAAGAACGAUCAUUGGUCAAAUUUAAAUUUAUACCCUAUCUAACCAAGGCAAUAACUCCGCGAUUUAUUAAGUGAAAUAUAUUUGUUAUAGAAACCAAUAGGAAAUUUUGUAAUUGUAUUAAUCUAGAUAUAUACGUUCAAUAUUACCAAAUAAAUACAACGAAAUAUUUUUAAGAAGAAUUCGAAUUAUUACCAAGCUAUAUAUUUACUCGAAGUUACUCGUAUUAUCGUGUGGGAUUUGCAAGGCGCUAUUCGUAGCGAAACACGAUACCACUACACAACCAGUAGGACCAAUAGAAGAAGACCGUGAAGAACGUAGAAGUUAAUUCACUUGUUUCGAACGGUAAAGAAGGUAUCUACCUAUAAUAUAUGAAGAAAGCUAUAUCGAUCCAAUGAAAAUGCACGCGAUCCAUCUUAGCAACUUUGAGAGAUACUCGGGAACAAAAUGUCGUCCGUCCGAAUGACCACCAUAAUUAGUCUCACUGAGGAAAAAAGGGUAGGUUGGUACGAAGUGAGGAAGGGGGAAAAGAGAUAGAGAAAGGGAGAGAAAGGGAAGGGGAAAGAGAAUGCAUAUAGAGAAAGAGAAAGAGAGAAAGGUAGAGAAGAAGGGAAAAUGAGAGAGAGAGAGAGAGAGAGACGCAAGACGAGAAGAUUGAGCGGGAAACACGAUUGAAAGGCGUGGAGAAAGGGGGAGGGAGCGAAGCAGAGAGCGUGGGAUUAGACGGAAAUGGUGGAGCGAGAGAGAGAACGGUAAGAGGAUAGAGGGACGAGGAGAAGUAAAAGUUAGGGAAGGGGAGAAGCGAGAUGCCGAAGCCUCCAGGGGGCGGCCAAACGCACGCAACAUGGAUCUCGCCAUAAUGCCAAUAACGGCGCGACGACGAUAAUAAUGAUAAUAACACACAGCAGCACGCGGUUCUCAGUGAGCCAACGAGCCAGAGUUAUAAUAUCCACGAUGCUUUGAAUCGUAAAUCGUUCUGUUUUUAUACACGUUAAAAUCUCUUUAACGAUGAUAAUUACAUUCGUUUAAAAAAGAAAGAAGGACAACAGCGUCCCUUUGGCGGCAGACAUAUUGGAUUAUGGAAAAAAAUAAAUAAAUAAAUAAAGAAAAAAAAACAAAAAAAAAAAAAAUAGCGUGUAUUCGAAGAACGGGCGGGACGCGGCGAAGAGGUUGAGAGUUCUUAACCGGCGCGACGAUCGUUCGUGUAAAGUUGUGUCCGAGUUAGUAAGCGCGACGAAACGAGAGAAAGAAAUAGAAAGAAAGAAAGAAAAAAAAUAAAGAAAGAGAAAGAAAGGAAAGAAGGGUGUUCGAAAACGCAACGAUAAAAGACUCGAGAAGCAGGCAACGAACAUGGGAUUUGUAGGAGAAAUACUCGUCGUUCAGAAAAUGGAAAUGCGAAGAAUAUUACGAAAAUGCAUGUCGGUAGGGACGUUGAACGUUUAUCAAGGAUAUGGGAAUCGAAUUUUACAUUAUUAUUCGACAAAAACGAAGCCAGAAUUAACAUCGAUAAGAUACAAUAUUAAACGUGGUCCAUAUUCCAAGUUAACCGACGAACAUGUUAAUUUUUUCGAAAGAUUGCUCGAUCGAAAUCGUGUAAUCACUGAUCCCGAUGAAUGCGAUGGUUACAAUAUUGAUUUUGCAAAUACCGUCCGAGGCCAAAGUAGACUCGUUCUAAAGCCGAAAAUAACCGAGGAAGUGUCGGCGAUAUUAAGAUAUUGCAAUGAAAAUUGUUUAGCCGUUUGUCCACAAAGUGGUAACACCGGUUUAGUAGGUGGAAGUACACCGGUAUUCGAUGAGGUCGUAUUAUCAAUGAAACUUAUGAAUAAAAUCAUCGAAACGAAUGAAAUAGCAGGUGUGAUUACUUGCGAAGCCGGUUGCGUUUUAGAGGAUUUGGAUAAUCAUUUGUCUACUUUUGGUCUUAUGAUGCCUUUGGAUCUCGGUGCGAAGGGUAGUUGUUUGAUAGGAGGCAACGUAUCAACAAAUGCUGGUGGUCUUAGACUCCUUCGUUAUGGCAAUUUACAUGGAAAUAUUCUCGGAAUAGAAGCAGUAAAGGCUAAUGGCGAUAUCAUAAACAGUUUGAAUGGCCUAAAGAAAAAUAAUACUGGUUUUCAUUUGAAGCACUUAUUUAUAGGUUCGGAAGGAACUUUAGGUAUUGUUACAAAGGUUGCUAUACAAUGCCCACCUCUUCCAAAAGCUAUAAAUGUCGCAUUUCUUGGAUUGAACAGUUUCGACAACGUAUUGAAAAUUUAUCAUCUCGCUAAGAAAGAAUUGGGUGAAAUUUUAUCAUCAUGCGAAAUGAUGGAUAAAUUGUCGAUCGAUGUUUCGACACAACUUUUGGGACUUCAAAAUCCAUUGGCGAUCGAUGGCUGUGAUCAUGAUUUUUAUGUAUUGUUAGAAACUUCCGGUAGCCAUAUGGCUCACGACGAAGAGAAACUCAACGCGUUUGUCGAAAAAGUUCUUAAUGAUAAUAUUGUACAAGAUGGUACUCUUACUUCGGACACGGCGAAAAUGAAGAAUAUAUGGGCUCUAAGAGAAAGAAUUAGCGAAGGUGUUUUACGUGAGGGUUAUGUCUUCAAGUACGACGUUUCUUUACCUCUUCCAUAUUUUUAUAAAGUUGUUGAAGUUUUAAGAGAACGUUUACGUGAUCCACGUAUUAUUAGAAUCAGUGGUUACGGACAUAUAGGUGAUGGUAAUAUUCAUAUACAAGUGUCAAUUCCAACAUACCACGAAGACAUAGCAUCGCAAUUAGAACCAUUUAUUUUUGAAUACAUUUCUAGUCUUUCUGGUAGCGUUAGCGCAGAACAUGGUAUAGGAUUCAAAAAAACUAAAUAUCUUCAUCUUAGUAGAACUCAAUCGGAAAUUGAAUUGAUGAAACAUCUUAAAUUAACCAUGGAUCCUAAAGGAAUACUUAAUCCAUAUAAAGUAUUAUAUCCUAUUAAUACAUCUGAGUGAUUUAUUCAGAAAAAAAAAAAAAGAAAAAGAAAGUAUAAGAAAAUAUGAUCAAACAGAGAAUUUUAUUCUCAAUAGAUUUUUAUCUAAGAUUUUAUAGAUAUAUAUAAUCUUUUAUCUUGUAUAUUUGUGUUAAGAGAUAUUGAUUCAACUACCUCGUAUAUAAUAUCUAUUAGAAAACGUAAAAGAUUUUGCCAUAAUACGAAAUGUGCCAUAUAUUCACGUUUCAUUUUACAAUAUUUUAAUAUCUUAAUGAAAUUGUAUAAACUGUUGUUCGAUAGAUUUAAAGAUUUAUCUCA